AUGCCCGCACGCCGCUGGACGACCGAUGCGGAACUUGAGUACUUGCAGACAAAGCUGGACUCCUUCCGAUCGCAUCAGCUCGCGCACACGCUCCAUCGAUUUUGGCCAGAUAUCUACCGCGAAUGGUUCUUGAAAUUCCCGGAGAGACCGAGGGUCCUUCCAAACGUCGACGGGGAUUUAUCAGAAGCAGAGGAUAAGCAGCUGCAGGAAGCCAUCAUAAAUCGUAAACGGAAAGUCUACAACUGGUUCAACAAUCAGAACUGUCAGCAGACUCGCAAGGCGAAGGCAACGCACGUGAACUUGAGCCUUCUCAAGCCGAAGAACCGACGGAACUUGAAGGAAACCGAGGUCUACUCACGCAAGUACUACGACGAGCGGAUCAAGCCUCAGGUGCAGGAGGAGUUGUCCGGGCGCGUCGUAACGAAGGAAGAGAGGCUUGGGAUCAUCAAGAGGGUCACGAAGGAGCUUUACGACAGAGAGGACGAGGAGAUCAAGAAAGAGAUUCGCGACGAAGUCGACGUCCUUCGGGCGGCAAGAGGGACUCCAGGGAAGCGAGGCGCGUCCGAAGGCACGGACGGUUCCGACGCACCAGCGGAGGCUACCGAUGAGCAUGCCAUUCUGGCUGUGGUUUGUCAAUCCGUGCUCGACGACAUGCCUGCCAUUUUUCGGCAGCUGUUCCUCGAGCUGCACCGUCAGACUGGCUGGUACUUCAUGGUCAUGGCAGCUGGUGUAGCACCCGGUUCUGAUGGCGGAAUUGGGAGUAUGGUCUUUCACCAAGAAGGGGACGACCCCGAGCACAACAUCGGGAGGUUGAGCAACUUUGUGUCGCAAUUCGUCCGGCCAUUCGUCGAGUAUGUCAAAGAAGAGAUAGCAAUUGCUCGCUCCGAAAAGCUAUCGCAGCCGAGUACGAGCUCGCCUGCCCCGGCGGCUGCUCCUCAAGGUCCUGCCGCGCCUGCAACACCAGCAACAUCUACCCAGGAGGCGAGUGGAGCGCCGCAGGCAACGUCCAGUGUAGAGUCGUCGGAGCAGGUCGGCUUGGAGCAGUCGCCAUCCACCAGCACCGCGCCUACGACGCCCGCGGCCAGUGGUGCAUCCAGCCAAAAGGAGCAGGCGGCUCCUACCGUGACGUCGCUCGCGGCUGUUGGCGCGUCGAGUCGGGAGCAACAGAUCGAACCUGCAUCGACAUCGCCCGCGUCUGUUCGUGAGCCAAGCCGAGAGGAGCAGUCUGCUCCGGCGUCCGAGUUGUCCUCGACUGCUGUGGUUGCUCCUGACUCGGACAAUACAGCCUCCUCGUUGCUGGACUCCAUCCCAUCUCCCCGCUUUGCUGCCGACGCACCUCUGCGCCCCGUUCAAGACCCUGUACGUUUAAACACCGUAACAUCGAGCACAGGUGUGCAUCAGCCUCAAACGGAUGGCGCGAGCGGCCCAAUGAACGCACCUGUACCAACGUCCCGCGUGUCUGGUGCGAUGUCAUCUGCGCCUGGUAUGCUGUCUGCACCUAGCCCGUCUCUCCCCGAGUUCGUGGAUGACAUCGACUACUCCCUUCUCGCCUCCGAAUACGCUGCAACAAACCCAGGUCCCGUCGACCUCCUCAAUGCCCACCGCUUGCUGCCAAUGAGUUCUCAGUGGCCAGCGAGCGGCAGCGAACAGUCCUGGACCGGCUUGAACCCCAUGCCAGCGCCGCCAUCGUUUUCGAUGUACCAGCCCGAUCUGUUGCCGAUGGCGAUGCCAUUCUCGACGAAUACCCCUCCCUCGUUCGCAAACAGCACCUUUUCAUCCAACUUCCCAGCUUCUUCAGCAAAUCUACCAUCGUCCUCUACGACCUUCACUAAUCUGACAUACAACUUCCCACCGACGUUUUCCACUUGGGACCCCAUCCCGCCACACCUUCAGCCGAUGACAUCCGGGCCACACAUACCACCGCAGGGUUCAAGCUCGGCACCGGAGGCCGUACAGCGAGCCGACCGUCAGUCCUCGCUCGCUCCAAAUGCGCAGCGCGCCGCCGACAAGUCUUCGGAUGAGCUGGGACCUCCUAUUGGAGCAUCGAACGCACCCUCUGUACAUUCAACCUCUCCACUGCCGCAGUCUGUGUCUGUACCAUCCCCGCCCUCCGUGCUUCCCCCUCACCACAUCCCACCCAGCUCGCAUGCACCAAGUCCGCCUGGUGGACGCCGCGAUCCGUCAGUCACGAACAAUGCUUCUACAGCAGGAGCCGCGGAGGCAGCGACGACAGGAGCCGUGGAGGCAGCGCCUGCGACGACAGGAGCCGAGGAGGCAGCGUCUGCGACGGCAGGGCAGCCCGACACUCUUGCCGAUGGUGAUGGUGAUGGUCGAGGUCGGCCCAAGCGCCGACGGCGCGCACCAGCACGUCCCGACAAGUCCCCUGUUACACCAGUUAAGAGAAAGGCUUCGCCAGCGAGCGCGGAGUCGGAUGCUGCAGCAAAGAAAAGGCGACCUGCGCCGGGCAAACAAAAGGCUGCAAAGAAGUGAGUAGGCGAAUACUGAAGCUCGUCACAUUUCAUAAUAUCAUGUACAUAAACUCUGGGUUACUACGUAGCGUACCUUCUUCUUAAUGCACGAAUUUGCGGGUGGUCGCUCG
Messenger RNA from Rhodofomes roseus, 2599 nucleotides. RefSeq lists its product as uncharacterized. Bases 1 to 2490 code for a protein of 829 amino acids. The transcript has 5 exons. Lineage: Eukaryota; Fungi; Basidiomycota; Agaricomycetes; Polyporales; Fomitopsidaceae. The record is from RefSeq and is a predicted model, not a curated record.